This is a messenger RNA of Liolophura sinensis, 4227 nucleotides long. RefSeq lists its product as uncharacterized. The transcript has 9 exons. The coding region runs from base 153 to 3629 and encodes 1158 amino acids. The record is from RefSeq and is a predicted model, not a curated record. Lineage: Eukaryota; Metazoa; Mollusca; Polyplacophora; Chitonida; Chitonidae.
UACCUGACAAAAACAAACGGGGAUAGAAAGGUCAGCUCAGCUUGUGAAGUUUUACAGCCACCUCUAAUUUCAGGCGUACGUAGGGAAUUUCUCGGACUGUUAUCAUUCUUGCGAGAAAGACAAAGAUACUGUACCUUUCAUGAUGUGAUAAAAUGGCAUCUCCUGAGCCCCGCAAUUCAGCCCGAGGAAAAUGGACAUUCGUGAACAGGCAAGGGGAGGAAGAGGUUGUAGAGGAUGACACAUCAAGCACAAGCUCCGCUUCUUCUGCGGAGUUUGUGAAGGUGGAUGGGGAGGAAGUGUCUUAUCAUCAGAAGGCUUACAACACCACUGAUGUGUCUAGUCCUAAUGGUGAUAAGACAUGUGAGCCAGUGUCUAACAUACCUCAUCACACAGACCUUGGUAGUUGUGGAGAGACAGGUGUGUCAGAAGUCAGACAAGGCAACCUGGGCGCCAUCAUUUUUCCUGCCUCUUCGAUGGAGGAUGCAUCCACAGCUCCAGGAUAUGUGUCAGAGCUUUGUUCCAGUGCUAAUCUGUCGUUAUCUGAGGAGGAAUCUGAUGUGGAAAUCCUCACAAAGGAGCCAAAUCAGGAGGCUGCAGGGAGUGGUAGCGAGGAGAUAUGUAGUGAGGACAUUAAGCAUGGGGAGGUGAGAAGUGGGGGCCUGCUCCUGCAGCCUCUGCAGAUGUCUCAACCAGCCUCCCAUGUGAGUGCUCCAUUGUGUGAGGAUUUGCCACAGUUCCGUUUAGUCCUCGUGCCCAGUUCUUUCUCGUUCACAGAUUCAGAUUCUGACUUUUCCAACCUGGAUUCCCAUCCCAGCUCUGAGGUGUCCGAAUCAGAGGAGCUGUCCCAUCCAACAGAUGUCAACUCUUGUCCCCCUGUUCACCCAGGCUGUUGUUUUGGCGACCAUGGUUAUGUUGCUGACACAGAAGAGAGACAAGGCCCUCUCAGGACGUUGCAGGAUGAUGAGGAUGGUGGACAAGAGGAUUCAGGCAGGAUUAAUCCUCAUCUGAACAGUGCUCCUGAUACUGGCCAGGAUGAUAUCAGCAAUGACACUGAUCGUGGGGAACAUAAUGGUGGUGGAAAUCACAAUGAAGCAGGUGUUAACGAAGAAGUUGGUAAUGAUGGUUUUCAAGUCAUUGAUGACAAUGGUAAUGAUGUAGCUGACCCCAUCGAAGAUGACAGUAUAAACCAUGAGAUUGCUGAUGAUGCAGACACUGGGACUGAGUCAGGUGUUGAAGAUGACCGGAUUGAGUCUGACCAGAGCGAUGGCCUUCCUGCUGAUGAGGAUGAGGAUGACCUGUCCUUCUCUAACAUUGGUCUUGAGAAUCUGUCUCUUCAUGAGGUUAACUACACUCGUCACUACAUCCACCAGCCUAACAAAUACCUGAGCGGUACCCUCAGUCUGGUUGUCAUCAUGGCAGGCUGGAUGGCACUUGGGCUUGGCAUUGGGCACUUAUUAGGUUCCUCAAAACAGAAAGCAAACCACAGCCUAAACCAAGUGUCUGAUGCUCACAUCAAUGAACUCCAUCAAACUCAGGACAAUCUGUUUUUGUGCCUUCACAAAAAGGGUGACAUCCUCAACACACUGCGAAGAGAGAGGCGUGAAUGGGACUCCCUGGAAACUGAACUCACCAGCAUGUGGGAGGCAAGCGGGGAAGCCAUCAGCCAGCUGAGUAAUGAAGUGAAAAACUGGAAGAUCAAGGUGAACGAAUUACAACAAGCAAAGGUGGAUCUAGAGUCAGAGAUUGUGCGUUUGAGGUACCAGAAACACCCAGGCAAUAGGGAAAUUAACACGGAUAGGGCAGAAUUGGCGGGAGACGAAGAAGUUAAAGACAAACGGGAUGUUCUUAGGAGCAAAGGCUAUGCCCCUGAGACUCUCACGAAUCAAGAGAAGCUUAGUUCUAUACCCAAGGCGACAAAAGAAUGGGAGAACGAGACUGCUAAGCUGAAGCAAGACCUUUUCCUAGCUCAGGGCAGGGCAGCCAUGUGGCAGCAGUUGUACCUCACAGAGCGAAACAGAAAGCCACCAAUGGUGACAACACCAGACGUGUUCUCUUGUCUCAUGAUGCUCACGCCUCGUAUUAAUUUCUCUGAUGUUGUACAGACCCUCAACAACUCAGUUGUCAAAAAUUUCAUGGAAUUUCCAAACAUCUCACUGGUUAAAAGCUAUCUUAAUGAUUCUUUUGAAAGUAAGAGGAUUUUUUCCAAAAUAACAGAGUUUCAAGCUUUAUUUAAAGAACUGUCUAAACUGUGGAUAAAAUGGAGCUCACCACAAACUGGGAGUGAUUUUGAAAAAAAGGCAAAACGAGAAAGGAACAUUUAUGAAAGUAAAUGGAAGAAGGAAGAGUCCGAACACCAACAGCACACAUGGGUAGAGAAUAUCAGGCAGUUCCUCAACGAAACGCAGAAGUCUGUAGCAGAAGUGAGCCAUGAAAUUGAGAAAAAAUGGAAGCGAAUGAAAGACUUGUCGAGGGAUUUGUGGAAAAAGCACCAGCCAGCAUUCAGCAAGUGGCAGAAAAAACUUAGUCAUCGAAUAUCAUACAUAGGAGAAAAAAUCAGAGAAAAGUUGGAAAAGAAGUCACGCGCCUGGUUCAAGAGAAGGACAACGCACCAUAAAGGGACUAAACACAAUCCUAGUAACAAAAAUGACCAGCAACAUCGAAAAAGGCAGAAAGGGAAAACGCACAAAAACGGCUCAAGUGAGAAACAAGAUAAAAGAUUGAUUAGGAAUCAGCGUCGAGUCCUGCAAAAAGCUUUUAAGAUGUUGGUAAAAAAGAUUAAGAGGCUAAAUAUGAAGUCUUAUACACGCCAAGGAAUCAAUGGUGUAGGACGUAUGGUUGCUGAGAUUAAUACUUUCCGAGUUACCCAUGGGCACAGUUAUCAAAAUAAUCCAAGGAUGGAGCUGUGGAUAAACUGCCAGUUAAAAUGGUGGGAAUCAAAAGUACUAAUGGAGAAGUUUGCUUACAGUGACUGCGGGAAGGCCUUGUUUAAGUGGCAGAUAAAGGUUGAGAAAAUGGAUGGGAAGAGGCGGAAAGAGGAGAUGUGGAGAAAGACUAACCAAAAAGGUUUCAGCAAGAGAUGCCGCAACAAAGGUACAGGUUGUGACAAGGGGUGGCAACAUAAACGAGACAAGAAUGUACCGAGGCAUGGGGAAUGGAGAGAGGACCAUAACGAUAGGGGUUUUGAAGGAAGAAAACGUCAAAGGGACCAGGAAGAGCAUCUGAAAAGGCAAUACACAGACAAAAAGUCAGAACAUACUGGGAAAAAACAGGGCGCACCGACACGUAACGUAACAGAAGGAAACUACCUUACCAAGUCAAGUAGCUGGUACUUUAAGCAAAAGCGCCAUAAGAUGCAUGGUGUCGAGGACUCUUGGUACGUCCGGAAAAUGCAACACCAAAAGAAGCUGAGAGAGAGAGAAAGCCCAGACGGAUCAUGGAUGUUUCGUCGAGCGGAUGACCGAGACUUCCAUCGGAAGCGUCCGGAUGACUGGUACUUUCGGCGAUCGGAGAGAGGGCGAAGGAAGACUGUCUACAGGGACAACUUGGGAGAAUCAUUUUACGGGACCAACUAUGACACUGGCGAGAGUUACGAGUAUUAUAACGGUUACGGCUUUACUAUUUGCUAUUAGUGCUUAGGUGGUGGGGCUGAUCCGACAUAUACAAGCCCUAUUAAACUGUUUCAGAAGUCUUCUUUGCACAUAAUCUUCCGAGACUAUCGGUAGAAAGCCUGUACUCAAUUUCACUAAGUAAAUCUGCUUUCUAGUACAUGCCUGAAAGUUUUCCAAAGGUUACACAUUUGUAAAUAUAGAUGCGAUUUUUUCCUGCUUAAGCUAACACUUCAUGUUUUGUUUUGCUUCAAGUUUGUUGUUUUACCGGAGUGAUUUUAUUUUCGUAUUUUCUGUUCUAUUGAGUGUGAUUUUUCCACAUGUAUGAAUACUUAAGAGUUGUGGAAUACUAUUUAAUGAUUGAAAUUCUGUUGUUUUGUUUUUUUUUUGUGAUGUUAAAGACGUUUUAAUUUAGUGCUUACUCGACGGGUGUUGUUAACUUUCUGGGUUAUUAUGGAAUUUCUUGUUUCCGAACGACCACUGAUCUGGUGUUUUUUUCUAUAUGAAGUAGCAUUUUGUUUGAGUAUAGUUUAUUUUUAUGAUUUAAUUGUUGCUUAAAAAAACAAUUGGAUUAUAUAUAUAUAUAUAUAAAAACUGAGACAGGAGGGUGAGGUUAGGGGUA